AGGCAGGUUUGGCGCCAUAUUCUGUGUAGGAGACAAGAGAGCAGCAGUGUUGAGGCUCCAUGUACCACACAUUCUCAACAUUACCACUAGUUUAAGUCACUUUUAGGGAGUCGUGCGGUCAUGGCUAAAGUGCAUAUAGUGAACGUGGUUGUGCUAGACAACCCCUCGCCCUUUUUCAAUCCCUUUCAGUUCGAGAUAACGUUCGAGUGUGUGGAGGACCUGCAGGAAGAUCUGGAAUGGAAAAUAAUUUAUGUAGGCAGUGCGGAGAGCGAGAACUACGACCAGACUCUUGACACUGUAUAUGUUGGUCCAGUACCAGAGGGUAAACAUAUGUUUGUAUUUCAGGCCGAUCCUCCAGAUGAAAAUAAAAUUCCUGUUGGGGAUGCUGUUGGUGUUACUGUUGUGCUAUUAACAUGUGGAUAUAAGGGGCAGGAGUUUGUGCGUGUUGGUUAUUACGUCAACAACUCUUACACAGAUCCUGAACUACAGGAAAACCCACCAGAUGUACCACAGUUUGACAAGCUACAAAGAAACAUCUUGGGGUCUCAGCCACGUGUCACAAAAUUUAAAAUUGAUUGGGAUGAUGCUAAGGACGCUGAAAAUAUCCCUCCUUCAGAAAAUGCAAGUGAAGGGGCCUCUACCUCCCAAAAUUCAUCAGACAUGAAACCUGUCCUAUCGAUGGAGACCAGCAAUAGUGCUUGUGCCAUGGAAGUUGCAUAAAACUUAAGUGUACAGUUGGGAUUUCAUAUUUGCAUUAAUUUUCAUAUUGUAAAUGUCUUGUAUGUGGUAGGUUAAGUUUUAAUUUGUACUGUACCUGUUCACUUGCCCUGCCAUUGCAGACAAUUAUGUCAUGGAUAAAGAAAAUAUUUUAAUAUUUGCAUUAUAUUUAUUAACAUGUUACAUAGGCAAAAUUUUGAAUAUUUUAUGUUCACAAAACAGAAAAUACAUAUAUACAGUAUAUAUAUAUAUAUAUAUUUUAAAAAAAAUCACAUUAUGCAUCCUUAUUUUUAUUUUCACUACAUUUAUCUUGUAUUAGUGAUCUGUUUGUUGGUCAUGAGAUCUGAAUUUGACCACCUGGAAUCUUGGGUCAUACACUGCAACAGUCCCCAAGAAGGCAUGAGAUCUCCAGUUGAAUGGUACUCUCUACUUGGUGGCAGAUGCUUAACGAUGCAUACAUGUACAAAUAAAAUUAGCUCAAAUGGAUGGUUGAGGCGACAACAAAUUGGCAGUGUAGUUACUUAUUUACUAGUCCUGUUCUGAAAGAAUAUUGCUAUAUAUAUUUGUUUUAAUUAAAUGUGAUUUUUUUUCUUGUC
Molecule: messenger RNA, 1313 nt
Organism: Cherax quadricarinatus
Lineage: Eukaryota; Metazoa; Arthropoda; Malacostraca; Decapoda; Parastacidae
Gene: asf1
Product: histone chaperone asf1
Biological process (GO): DNA replication-dependent chromatin assembly
Cellular component (GO): chromatin; nucleus
Molecular function (GO): histone binding
Source: RefSeq, a predicted model, not a curated record